This is a messenger RNA of Cicer arietinum (chickpea), 1839 nucleotides long. RefSeq names its product RHOMBOID-like protein 1. NCBI's taxonomy places the organism in Eukaryota, Viridiplantae, Streptophyta, Magnoliopsida, Fabales, Fabaceae. Gene Ontology annotation, biological process: proteolysis. Gene Ontology annotation, cellular component: membrane. The record is from RefSeq and is a predicted model, not a curated record. Gene Ontology annotation, molecular function: serine-type endopeptidase activity.
GAAAGAUACCCUACAACACAACAAUAGGCAACAAACGUAAACACGAGACAUGCAAAAACAAAAGAACAAAGAAAAAGAAAAACAGAAAACAGAAAACCAAUUCCUAACUUUGCUGUUAGAUUCUAGCUGGUAAUAACAACAACAAAAUAAAUCUGAUUGAAAACCAUUUCCAAAUCUAUCUAUAUUAUCGGAAUGGAAUUCAUUUUCCAUCAUUAAUAAUUAAUUUCGAAAAUGUAUUAGAAAGCUUAAAUCUUUUGUUAAAAGGGUCAUCAUAUCAUGAGAGGAGGGAGGGACCCAUACGGUGGCACCGGCACCGGAACCGUCGAGGUUAAGGUUCAUCCUCGCCGUGACGAUUCCACUGUCCGUCAUGGACGUGGGUCUCCGCCCAAUCCUCCUCCUCCGGCGAAUCCUCCCUUCACUCGUGAUCGUGAUUUCAGGCUCUUUAAGCAGUGGUUCCCAUGGCUUGUUCCUAUCUUUGUUGUUGCCAACGUUCUUAUCUUCAUCAUCACAAUGUAUGUCAAUGAUUGUCCUAAGAAUUCUCUAUAUGAUUCUUGUGUUGUUUCUUUCCUUGGAAGAUUCUCCUUUCAGCCUCUCAAAGAAAACCCCCUCUUUGGUCCUUCUUCCUCAACAUUAGAGAAGAUGGGUGCUCUAGAAGUAGAUAGAGUGGUUCAUAGACACCAAGUUUGGCGCCUUCUCUCUUGUAUUUGGUUGCAUGGUGGGGCUGUUCAUGUGCUUGCCAACAUGUUGAGUCUUACUUUUAUAGGAAUUCGGCUUGAGCAAGAAUUUGGAUUUGUUAGAAUUGGAAUUCUGUAUGUGAUAUCUGGUUUUGGAGGGAGUUUGCUGUCUGCUCUAUUCAUAAAAUCGGGUAUCUCCGUUGGUGCUUCGGGUGCAUUGUUUGGUUUACUAGGAGGGAUGCUCUCAGAGCUUUUGAUAAAUUGGACAAUUUAUGCCAAUAAGUUGGCGGCAUUGUUGACACUUAUAGUCAUUGUUGUAAUCAAUUUAGCCGUUGGAAUCCUUCCGCAUGUCGACAAUUUUGCUCAUAUUGGAGGGUUUGGCUCUGGCUUUCUUCUUGGUUUUCUACUUCUGAUUCGUCCGCAGUUUAAAUGGGUUAGCGAAAGAAAUUCUCGUUCUGGAAUCGCUGCACCUUCGGUAAAACAUAAGCACAAACCUUAUCAGUAUGUGCUGUGGGUUUUGUCCUUCAUAAUACUCACUGCAGGAUUGAUUAGUGGUCUAGUUUUGCUCCUUCAAGGUGUUAACUUGAAUGAACGUUGCUCUUGGUGUCACUAUUUAAGUUGUGUUCCUACCUCAAAAUGGAGUUGUGACGAACCAAGUAUUUAUUGUGAGACAACACAAUAUGGAAAUGAACUUAACAUCACAUGCAUAAGCAAUGGGAAAAGUGACAUUUUUCCUCUGUCAAAUACUAGCUCUUAUGAUGCGCAACAACUUUGUUCCCAACUUUGCCGUGGAUAGAUUUACUCACAUGCAACCUUUCGAAGGGAUUCCAUUCAACAACUUGUGUAUAUGAUUCGUUCUUUGUUAGUGCAGAGAAAUUAUUUCUUCUCAGUUGGCAAUGAUGAUUGUUAUGCCAGCCAUGGUAUUGUCACAGCUGUUAAUUUCUAUUUCCUUAGCAUGAAAUAUUUUGUGCUAUUAUUCUUGUGUAAAAGAGAGGAAAGGAAUGGAAAUUGUAUUUGGUUAAAGAGACAAAAUAUUUCUCAAAAAAUGUAAAUGGUGUCAAAAUGUAGCCAAUACUAUUAAAGACAUGUUAUUCUAUAUAUUAUAGGGUGCUAUUGCCAGUGAUAUAGUAGGAUGAAAUCAAUUGCUUCCAAAUUUUAAGAUGCA